UAAUAAAGAUAGCAGGUCAUGUCUUCAAACAAUGCUACUGCUGUAUCUCCCGAUGAUACGAUAACGGACCUAUCACUUGGGGCACUGGGCAUAGCUAUUUUACUUUCAAUUUUUCUAUCAUUUUUUGAAACAAACAAACGAGGAGGACGACCAGGUAUUGUAAUGCCGAUAAACUUCCUGGAGGAUGACAAUUUAGCCAUUAUUUAUACAGCUGCGUUUGGAUGUACUUCAGUUGAACUGGUGUCUUUAAUAUCUCAAAGAGGAUUAGUUUUAGACUCGUUGAAUAUUCCAACAUUAGUAAGCCCCUGGGUCAGAGUUUUUGUUUGGCUGCUGAUGGCACUGUUUGUGACGCUAAAAUUUUAUCCUGUAUUUGCUGUUAUUAGAUGCAAAAGAAUUAUCAUUGAACCUUUAAUUGGCUUUUUCUACACUACAUUCAUGUAA
Molecule: messenger RNA, 441 nt
Organism: Mytilus trossulus (common blue mussel)
Lineage: Eukaryota; Metazoa; Mollusca; Bivalvia; Mytilida; Mytilidae
Product: stimulated by retinoic acid gene 6 protein-like
Exons: 5
Coding region: 19-441 (140 amino acids)
Molecular function (GO): signaling receptor activity; retinol transmembrane transporter activity
Source: RefSeq, a predicted model, not a curated record